CCCGCGCGGGGGUGGGGCGCCAUUGUGCUGCGGAGCAGGCCGCAGCCGCGAGUGUCCUGAAGUCUUUUGUCCCGCCGGCGCCCGAUCUGCUUUUCGGCUCUCACGCGUUCUUUCCUCUCUUUCCCCCUUUUUUUCUCCCUUUCUAGGUCGCGGAAGAUGCCGCGCGUCUAUGUCGGCCGCCUGAGCUACCAUGUGCGGGAAAAAGACCUGCAGCGCUUCUUCAGCGGCUAUGGCCGCUUGCUCGAGGUCGACUUAAAAAACGGGUAUGGGUUUGUGGAAUUCGAGGAUUCCCGGGACGCGGAGGACGCCGUUUACGAGCUGAACGGCAAGGACCUGUGCGGGGAGCGGGUGGUCGUGGAGCACGCCCGCGGCCCCCGCCGGGACAGGGACGGCUACAGCUACAGCAGCCGCAGUGGAGGAGGAUAUAGCAGUCGAAGAGCAUCAGGAAGAGAUAAAUAUGGACCACCUGUUCGCACAGAAUACAGAUUAAUUGUUGAAAACCUUUCCAGUCGCUGUAGUUGGCAGGAUUUGAAAGAUUUUAUGAGGCAAGCUGGUGAGGUAACCUAUGCGGAUGCUCACAAAGAACGCACAAAUGAAGGAGUAAUUGAAUUCCGUUCUUACUCUGACAUGAAGCGUGCUCUGGACAAAUUGGAUGGUACAGAGAUAAAUGGACGAAAGAUCAGGCUGGUUGAAGACAAGCCACGGUCAAGCCAUAGACGAUCUUAUUCUGGCAGUAGAUCAAGGUCCCGUUCUAGAAGGAGAUCACGUAGUAGAAGUCGUAGGAGCAGCCGCAGUAGAUCCCGUAGUGCCUCAAAAAGCCGAUCUCGCUCUAAAUCUAGGUCUCGAAGCAAAGAUCGUUCACGGUCCAGAUCUAAAAGUAGAAAGUCGAGAUCAAAGAGCAAGUCUAAGCUGAAAUCUGACAGGGGUUCACAAUCCCGCAGCAGAUCCAAAGAGAAGUCUGAGAAGUCUCGCAGCAGAUCCAGGUCUGCAUCUCGAUCGCCAAAAGAAAAUGGUAAAGGAGAAGCAAAGUCUAAAUCAAGGUCAAGGAGCAGAUCUCGUUCCAAUUCACCAAUGCAGGAUGAACCUGCAAAGGCACGGUCAGAAUCCCCACCCAAGAGGAAUGAAUCGCGAUCCCGGUCACGAUCACAUUCAAAAUCUCGCUCACGUUCACGAUCCAGUUCACAAGAUUAAUAUUGGAACUCAUUUCCCUUUUCACAUGAUUAUGGAACAUUUGUAUGCCAGGCCAGAGGUCUUUUUUAUGUUAGUAUUGGCGGAGUUGGCCUGCUUAGUUGCAGAAAGAAGCAGCCUGAAAACCACAUAAAUGAGGAGCAAAAGUUUGAAAUAGCUAAAACUUUUUAUGGAAGUGGCAAAGAGCAGGAAAAGAUUAUCUUUUUGUAGAAAUUAGGGCAAAUCCUUGAUUAUUAUUUUUUAAUAGUGCCACAUCAGAAAUCUCUGGGGAGUGGAAAAUGAGUUUUAUAUAAAAUCUUUUGAGUGCAGAAGGUUUUUGGAAAGGUAACUAUUCUUAAAUGUUUCUGUUAUUUAAAAUUACUGGAAUUAAUAGGCUAUGGCUUGCUUCUAAAAGUGCAUGAGAGCCUUAGUGAACAGGUCAGAGAUGCUUAUAAAGCUGAUAAGCCAACUACGAGUUUGAAUUGGAACACUACUUCUGUUGUACCCAAACUUGCCAGAGGUUACUUCUUUGCUCCUUUGUCACCAUCUUGAGGCAGUAUUGACAACCUAAUAAAAAUGGUCCUCUCUAACUUUGCAUGGUGCAGUUUUGCCUAACAAAAUAAAGCUAACAUCAAAUGAAAUUCAAGGUACCACAUUACUUUUUAGUUGCCAAGUUCUUUGGUUGGUUGUUUUGUUGUCCUCUUAACUGCUGCCACAUUCUGCAUCUCAAUUAUAAAAGGUGGCUAACUUCCCGUGAAAUUGAUGGCACUUGAUUAAACUCCUUGUACUGAACUUAAGUUCUAGUAUUAAUGGGUAGUCUAGAACUAGAUUUCCCAUUAUGAUUUGUGCAGCUGGAUUAGAAAUAAAAUCAGUUCCCCUAAUGUUUGUAGCAAACCAGUUAGCAACAAUAACAGAAUAUUAGCACAGCCGUGUAACCUUUAUACAAUGUGUAGUUUGACUUGUAUAAAAUUAAAUCAUUGACUCCA
Molecule: messenger RNA, 2153 nt
Organism: Lacerta agilis (Sand lizard)
Lineage: Eukaryota; Metazoa; Chordata; Lepidosauria; Squamata; Lacertidae
Gene: SRSF6
Product: serine and arginine rich splicing factor 6
Exons: 6
Coding region: 157-1191 (344 amino acids)
Biological process (GO): alternative mRNA splicing, via spliceosome; mRNA splice site recognition
Cellular component (GO): nucleus; ribonucleoprotein complex; cytoplasm
Molecular function (GO): mRNA binding
Source: RefSeq, a predicted model, not a curated record